Messenger RNA from Aspergillus viridinutans, 870 nucleotides. RefSeq names its product MYB DNA-binding domain protein. The record is from RefSeq and is a predicted model, not a curated record. The transcript has 2 exons. Gene Ontology annotation, cellular component: nucleus. Gene Ontology annotation, biological process: regulation of DNA-templated transcription. NCBI's taxonomy places the organism in Eukaryota, Fungi, Ascomycota, Eurotiomycetes, Eurotiales, Aspergillaceae. Gene Ontology annotation, molecular function: DNA-binding transcription factor activity, RNA polymerase II-specific; RNA polymerase II cis-regulatory region sequence-specific DNA binding. Bases 1 to 870 code for a protein of 289 amino acids.
AUGAUUGCGUUACAAAACCAGGCUUUCUACCCUCCUGCCAAAGUGGAUAUCUCAUUGCUUCUGAAGCCGCAAGAUGAGGAAGAAGCCGCCUCGGUGACUACUACGUCCGCCUUCCCUUCGAGGACCCUCCCUCCAGCUUCCAUAGGCCCAGCAAUACCUGUCGCAGCCUCGACGCCUUUGUCAUCCGCGCCGCCUCUUACCGCAAAAGUCCCAGCAUCCGUCCCUGCCAAGCGUCUACAGCCAGCCCAUACAGCCGAGUCUCCGGCCAAGAAGCAAUCGAAGUGGUCCCCCGAGGAAGAUGCACUCAUCAUAGAGUUGCGGGGUAGCGGCAUGAAGUGGGAGGACAUCAGUAAACGGCUCCCGGGGCGAAGCGCUAUCAGCUGCCGUCUGCAUUAUCAGAAUUACUUGGAGCGCCGAAGCGAGUGGGACGAGGACAAGAAGAACAAACUUGCAAGAUUGUACGAGAGGUUCAAGGCAGAGAUGUGGUCGAAAGUAGCAGAAGAGAUGGCCAUCCCAUGGAGAGCCGCGGAGGCUAUGCAUUGGCAGCUAGGGGAGCAAGAAAUGGCACGCCGGGCUGGCGUAGUCCCAUUUUCGUUAUCGAGUUCAGCCAUAGAUCCGCCAGCGACCAGGGUUCGCAGGGCAAGUACAUCGUUAUCUCGCCCAAGAAAAGGAUCCGCAUCACGUACUAUUCCUCCGCCCCAACUUCCGUCAGUUGAAGAACUUACCGCCGGUGUUCCUGCGUAUGCGCCAGCCCCGCCGUUUCCCUUACCGCGAGACGCCUAUCAAUUUGGCCGUCCUCUGGACUUGAGCGGCAGCCAUAGUGGCCAUUUAGGACCUCCCUAUGGGUUGCCGCCUCGAACGCUGCCAUAG